AUGAGGGCUCGAUUGAGACGAACCUUAUGCUCGUAUAGCCCGUCUAUCCAUCCAUCCCAAUCACUGGCACGCCGUAUUCAGUUGCGGUCAUCUGUCCUUUCCAGCUUACUGAGGCUUUCCCUUACCAAGUCACUAGCAACGCCUGUCUUGACCAGGAGUCUUGCAACUUCGAGAUAUCUUAUAAGCCCAAGAAUACAGCCAACUAGUCUUAAGACUCUCGAAUAUCCAGCUAUUGCCGCCAAAAAGUCGUACACAACCCCCCCGGGCACCACUGACUCCAAUCCGAGUGGUAGCACCCCCCUUCAAGCCAAUUCACUUCACUUCGCUGUCAUAGUUGCAGCAGCCACCGUAGUAGUCGUCGCUGUAUCAGCUUGGCCUGCGGGGAGCUCCGACAACCUGCCACCGCCUGGAGAUAUCGAAGAAGAGAUCGUAACCAUGUCUUUUCAAGUGCCUCCUGGACGUCCGGGAAACCUGACCCCUGAACAAGAGGAAAAGCUUCGUAAACUAUGGGUCGCUGUCUUCCAGCUUACUGGCGUUGCCGACGAGGAGAGUUCUGGGGCCGAGAUUCUGUCGCCCAAGGAAGAGACAAGUCCGGCCGAUGCUGAUCAAAAGAAGAAGCGAGGAUUUGGCAUGUUCAAGAAGGGUAAAUCUGGUACUUCGACACCAACUGAGUCUGCCGACGAGGACAAGUAUAACGAAACAAAGCAGUUCCACGAGACACUUGCCAAGGAGACACCCGAGACUAUUCGCCACACUAUAUGGAGCAUGGUUAAACAUGAUCACCCUGACGCCCUGGUUCUACGUUUUCUCCGCGCACGAAAAUGGGAUGUUGAGAAGGCCCUUGUCAUGUUGGUCGCGACUAUGAACUGGAGACACAACGACAUGAAAGUUGAUGACGAUAUCAUGAAGAACGGCGACGCUUUUGCGGUUGAGGAUGAGAAGACCGACUCCACGACCAAGCAAGUUAGCGCCGACAUGAUGAAGCAACUUCGCAUGGGCAAGAGUUUUCUACAUGGCACCGACAAGCAAGGUCGGCCUAUCUGCGUUGUUCGAGUUCGCCUUCAUAAAGCUGGUCAAGAGUGUGAGGAGAGUUUGGAGAAGUACACUGUUUACAUCAUUGAGACAGCCCGUAUGACCCUUGAGCCUCCUGUAGAUACCGCUUGCAUCGUGUUCGACAUGACGGGCUUCUCAAUGGCCAAUAUGGAUUAUACCCCUGUUAAGUUCAUGAUCAAGUGUUUCGAGGCCAACUAUCCAGAGUCUCUCGGUGCCGUUCUGGUACACAAGGCUCCUUGGCUAUUCCAAGGUAUUUGGAAGGUCAUUCGUGGCUGGCUCGACCCCGUUGUGGCGGCCAAGGUGCACUUCACCAACAACCGAUCCGAGCUUGAAGACUUCAUUGCACCUAACCACUUGAUCAAGGAACUUGAGGGUGACGAGAAUUGGGAGUACAAAUAUGUGGAGCCCAACCCUGGCGAGAACGAGAAGAUGAAAGACACGCAAACACGGGACCGCCUCCUUGUCGAGCGUGAAAAGUUGGUCAAGAAGUUUGAACAAGCGACUCAGGAAUGGAUUCGUCACCCCGAAGGCGAGCAAGGCAAGCAGAUCAAGUCUGAGCGUGAGAAGAUUGCCAAAGCAUUAAAAGAGGACUACUGGCAUCUUGACCCGUACAUCCGAGCGCGAACGCUGUACGACAGACAGGGAGCGAUCCAGAGCGGUGGCAAAACCGACUGGUACUCACUCAAGCCUCCAACUGUUGCGGCUAGCACUUCUGCCGAUGAUUUAGAUUAG
Molecule: messenger RNA, 1785 nt
Organism: Fusarium poae
Lineage: Eukaryota; Fungi; Ascomycota; Sordariomycetes; Hypocreales; Nectriaceae
Exons: 3
Coding region: 1-1785 (594 amino acids)
Source: RefSeq, a predicted model, not a curated record